Messenger RNA from Carcharodon carcharias (great white shark), 2481 nucleotides. RefSeq names its product integrator complex subunit 14 (gene ints14). Gene Ontology annotation, biological process: snRNA 3'-end processing. The transcript is spliced from 12 exons. The coding region runs from base 168 to 1724 and encodes 518 amino acids. NCBI's taxonomy places the organism in Eukaryota, Metazoa, Chordata, Chondrichthyes, Lamniformes, Lamnidae. Gene Ontology annotation, cellular component: integrator complex. The record is from RefSeq and is a predicted model, not a curated record.
GUGUGAGCAGCCCGGAGCGGCCGGCGGCGGACUCGGAGUGCGGGCGGCCCGGACCGGAGAGGGAGGCGGACUCGGAGGACGGGAGGAGAGAACUCGGGCUCUAGGCCGCACAGCCUCGGGCUCGGCAAAUCCAUUUAUUCUUGUUUAAGUGGAAGUGAGAGCCAGCAAUGCCGACUGUGGUCUUAUUGGAUGUUUCUCUCUCCAUGACGCGCCCUGUCUCUCUGGAGGGUACAGAGGAAUACCAGCGCAAGCAUCUGGCUGCCCAUGGGCUCAGCAUGCUGUUUGAACACAUGGCAACCAAUUACAAACUGGAGUUUACAUGUCUUGUGGCUUUCUCCUCACUCUGGGAACUCAUGGUUCCCUUCACCAGGGACUACAACACUCUGCAGGAGGCAUUGAGUACUGUGGAUGAUUAUGAUAAGACUUGUCUGGAAUCUGCACUUACUGGGAUCAGCAACAUUGUACAGGAUGAGUGGGGUGUCUGCAUCCCCUGUCAGGUGAUCCUUGUAACGGAUGGGAGUCUGGGAAUAGGCCGCGGAUCACUCCGACAUUCCCUCUCUGUCCUCAGUCAGCGCUCCGAGGACAGCAAGUUCCCACUUCCCUUCCCUUUUCCUUCAAAGUUGUACGUCAUGUGCAUCGCUAACUUGGAAGAGCUGCAGACCACGGACACGCUGGACAUUCUGGAACGUCUGAUAGAUUUAAACAACGGUGAAGGGCAGAUCUUCACUAUCGAUGGUCCACUCUGUCUGAAGAAUGUACAGUCCAUGUUUGGCAAACUGAUCGAUCAAGCCUACUCUCCUUUCCAUGCUGUGCUGAAAUGUGGGCACCUGGUGUCUGACAUGCAGAUGUUUCCGAGACCAGAACCUGUUAUCAUUGACGAAGAACUGGAGCCUGUCCCAAAAACUAUCAACACAGAGCUGGAUAUAGUGGGAUUUAUAAAGAUUGCUGAUAUUGCCAGCCCACCUGUCCUUUCUCGUCACUUGGUUUUACCCAUAGCUCUGAAUAAAGAAGGUGAUGACUUGGGGAGUGGGCUACCUGAAGAAACUGAAGAUGAGACCUCUGCUUCUCAGAUUGCUGGAAAGAUGCCAUCGUUUUGUGUCUUGCUGCACGGCAGCCUCAAAGUAGAAGGGAUGGUGGCUAUAGUGCUACUCGGACCAGACUGGUACGGGAUGUUGUACUCACAGGCUGACAGCAAAAAGAAAUCCAAUCUGAUGAUGUCCUUGUUUGAGCCCGGUCCAGAGCCUCUUCCAUGGCUUGGAAAGAUGUCACAGUUAGGGCCCAUUUUGGAUGCAGAGGAAAAUCCCUAUGGUGACGAUGACAGCAAAAGCCCCUUUCCCCUACAGCCUAGGACAAAGCGCAGUUACGCUCAGAAUGUGACAGUGUGGAUUAAGCCCAGUGGACUGCAGACUGAUGUUCAGAAGAUCUUAAGAAAUGCUCGGAAACUUCCAGAAAAAACACAGACAUUCUACAAGGAACUGAAUCGGCUGAGAAAGGCGGCCCUCGCAUUUGGAUUUCUGGACCUACUGAAAGGUGUGGCCGAUAUGCUAGACCGUGAAUGCACGCUCCUCCCAGACACAGCCCAUCCUGAUGCUGCAUUUCAACUGUCCCAUGCUGCCCAGCAACUAAAGUUGGCCAGUACUGGGAACUCAGAGUAUGCAGCAUAUGAGCACAACAUUGCCCCUCUGCAGACAGACUUCUCCAGCAGUAGUGCUGACAGAAUAUGAUUAAAACAGAGACUAUAUUUGGUUCACUUUUGAGGACCUUACUUUUUAAAAGCAAUGUUCUGCUGGAAGUGCCGUGCACAAGGAUAUAGCAAGGAACAUCAGGCUGUUUUUAAAAAAAAAAUAAUCUGCUACAAAAUCUGCCUGCACCAAAAGAAAAUCUUUUUUUACAAAAUCUAUUUUUUAAUAAGCUUUGGAUUUUUGGUUACUGUUAAUGAGGAUUAAAAUCUCCAUAAUUUCUUUGCCUUUUCACCAGACAGCCUCUAUGAAAGGAUAUGUGGAACUGUACAAUCUGGUACUUUCUCAACUAAUCCUUCUACAUUUAGUGCAGACCAGCCAGAAUGAAACAAUUCACUCGCCUUGUCGCGUGACUGGGUCUUGUAUCUGUAGAGGAGCCAGUGUUUGGGUGCAGGUGUAACUCUGACCUUUCAUAUUUGAUUUUGUGGAUGGAACUAGCACUGUUUAGCACCCUGGCUAUGGUUUGUUAUUACAGCUAUUCUCAGCAAACCUUAGACAGAAUAAAAAAGAAAGAUAUGAAAGUCAUGCAGGAGUGAUGCCUCAAACCCCUAAUGUAAUUCACUAAGCAUCUGGUUUGAGUGUUGACCUACUUGUCCAAGCUGUGUCACAAUCUAACAAUUAUUUUCAGUUAUGUGUGGACUUUUAUGAAUGUUACAGUGUUCAUUACAGAUCUUGAACGCAUCUUCUCAUUUGUGUCAAUGAGAGUGAGAGUGAAAAAAUAAAAGUCUCAAGUCUCAACAUA